AUGGGUAACUGGUUGAUUUUGGUGGUUUUGGCCCAUGUUGUGGUAAUUACAAGUGCAAGAAUUGUGCCAAUGGCAGAAAGGGUUUUAAAGAAAAACAUUGUUGAUGUUCGUCUUUCUAUUAGUGGGGGACUAUCUGGUGGAGUAUCUGGAGGUGUUAACACUACUAGUGGGGGACUAUCUGGUGGAGUAUCUGGAGGUGGUAACAUUACUAGUGGUGGACUUUCUGGUGGAGUAUCUGGAGGUGGUAACACUACUAGUGGUGGACUUUCUGGUGGAGUAUCUGGAGGGGGACUAUCUGGUGGAGUAUCUGGAGGUGGUAACACUACUAGUGGUGGACUUUCUGGUGGAGUAUCUGGAGGUGGUAACACUACUAGUGGUGGACUUUCUGGUGGAGUAUCUGGAGGUGGUAACACUACUAGUGGUGGACUUUCUGGUGGAGUAUCUGGAGGUGGUAACACUACUAGUGGUGGACUAUCUGGUGGAGUAUCUGGAGGUGGUAACACUACUAGUGGUGGACUUUCUGGUGGAGUAUCUGGAGGUGGUAACACUACUAGUGGUGGACUUUCUGGUGGAGUAUCUGGAGGUGGUAACAGUACUAGUGGUGGACUUUCUGGUGGAGUAUUUGGAGGUGGUAACACUACUAGUGGUGGACUUUCUGGUGGAUUUUCUGGGGGAGUAUCUAGUGGACUGAAUGGCAGUAUUACUAAUGGCAGUGGACAAUUUGGUGGAUUAAAUGGAGGCGGUAAUAUUACAGGAGGUGGAAUAUUUAGUAGACAAAAUGGAACCGGUAAUGCUACUGAUGUUGGAAUAACUAUUGGUGUAAGAGGAGGCGGUGAUUUUUCUGGUGGUGGUAUAUCUGGUGGAUUAAACAGUGGACAAAAUGGAGUCGAUAAUGUUAUUGGUGAUGGAAUAUUUGGUAGGCAAAGUGGAGGCGUUAUUGCCACUAAUAGAUUGAGAGGAAGCAAUAAUCCAACUGGUGGUGGUCUUUCAACUGAAUUAAAUGGAGGAGGUAAUGCUAAUGUUGGUGGUAAUUUUACAAGUGGGGAAUAUUUGUUGGACUAA
Molecule: messenger RNA, 1062 nt
Organism: Vicia faba (fava bean)
Lineage: Eukaryota; Viridiplantae; Streptophyta; Magnoliopsida; Fabales; Fabaceae
Source: the annotation of a GenBank genome assembly